AUGACCCGGGACGAAGCUCUGCCGGAUUCCCAUUCUGCACAGGGCUUCUAUGAGAACUAUGAGCCCAAGGAGAUCCUGGGCAGGGGAGUUAGCAGUGUGGUCAGACGCUGCAUCCACAAGCCCACGAGCCAGGAGUACGCUGUGAAGAUCAUCGACGUCACCGGUGGGGGCAGCUUCAGUGCCGAGGAGGUGCAGGAAUUACGACAAGCCACGCUGAAGGAGGUGGACAUCCUGCGCAAGGUGUCGGGACACCCCAACAUCAUACAGCUGAAGGACACUUAUGAGACCAACACUUUCUUCUUCUUGGUGUUUGACCUCCUCUAUUCCUACAGGAUGAAGAAAGGGGAGCUCUUUGACUACCUCACUGAGAAGGUCACCCUGAGUGAGAAGGAAACCCGAAAGAUCAUGAGGGCCCUCCUGGAGGUGAUCUGUGCUUUGCACAAACUCAACAUUGUGCACCGGGACCUGAAACCUGAGAACAUCCUCUUAGAUGACGACAUGAACAUCAAGCUCACCGACUUUGGCUUCUCCUGCCAAUUGGACCCAGGAAAGAAGCUGCGAGAGGUCUGUGGGACUCCCAACUACCUGGCCCCGGAGAUCAUAGAGUGCUCCAUGAAUGAAGAUCACCCGGGCUAUGGGAAGGAGGUGGACAUGUGGAGCACAGGGGUCAUCAUGUACACCCUACUGGCUGGCUCGCCACCCUUCUGGCACCGGAAGCAGAUGCUGAUGCUUCGAAUGAUCAUGAGUGGCAACUACCAGUUUGGCUCGCCUGAAUGGGAUGAUUACUCGGACACCGUGAAGGACUUGGUUUCUCGCUUCUUGGUGGUCCAGCCGCAGAAACGCUACACAGCGGAAGAGGCUUUGGCACACCCCUUCUUCCAGCAGUACGUGGUGGAAGAAGUGCGCCACUUCAGCCCCCGGGGGAAGCUCAAGGUGAUUGCUCUAACAGUGCUGGCUUCGGUGCGGAUCUACUACCAGUACCGCAGGGCGAAGCCUGUGACCAGGGAGAUCGUCAUCCGGGACCCCUACGCCCUCCGACCUCUGCGCAAACUCAUCGAUGCCUACGCUUUCCGCAUCUAUGGUCACUGGGUGAAGAAGGGGCAGCAGCAGAAUCGGGCCGCCCUCUUCGAGAACACCCCCAAGGCCGUGCUCUUCUCUCUGGUCGAGGAUGACUACUGAGGGGUUGCCUGGCCUGCGCGGGAAGGCGGGGCGGGUAGAGGAAGCCUCAGAACACCUGAGUCGGAAGAGCAAGGUCAUGGCCAAGAGCGCUUGGUGGGGAAGCCACGACGUUCCUUCCCGGGGACUGUAUGGGAGAGCAGGGGGGCUUGUCACGCAGCGAUGAACACGGACAGAUCCAGGAGGCAGCCCUGAGCGUGGAGACC
Molecule: messenger RNA, 1382 nt
Organism: Ochotona curzoniae (black-lipped pika)
Lineage: Eukaryota; Metazoa; Chordata; Mammalia; Lagomorpha; Ochotonidae
Gene: PHKG1
Product: phosphorylase kinase catalytic subunit gamma 1
Exons: 9
Coding region: 1-1179 (392 amino acids)
Biological process (GO): glycogen biosynthetic process; protein phosphorylation
Cellular component (GO): phosphorylase kinase complex
Molecular function (GO): calmodulin binding; ATP binding; phosphorylase kinase activity
Source: RefSeq, a predicted model, not a curated record